AUGGAGGACAGCUCCGCCGGGCCCCGGCUCGGGGCGGCGGCCGAGGCGGCCGAGGCGCGAGCGCAGCCCGGGUACACGCUGCGGCCCUUCGCGCCGUUCUCGGGGGCGGCCGGGCCCGACGAGGGCGGCGGCGACUGGAGCUUCAUCGACUGCGAGAUGAUGGAGGAGGUAGACCUGCAGGACCUGCCCAGCGCCACCAUCGCCUGCCACCUGGACCCGCGCGUGUUCGUGGAUGGCCUGUGCCGGGCCAAAUUUGAAUCCCUCUUUAGGACUUAUGACAAAGAUAUCACCUUUCAGUAUUUUAAAAGCUUCAAACGGGUCAGAAUAAACUUCAGCAACCCCUUAUCUGCAGCAGAUGCCAGGCUCCAGCUACAUAAGACUGAAUUUCUUGGAAAGGAAAUGAAAUUGUAUUUUGCUCAGACUUUACACAUAGGCAGUUCACACCUGGCCCCUCCGAAUCCAGACAAACAGUUCCUCAUCUCUCCUCCUGCCUCACCGCCGGUCGGCUGGAAACAAGUGGAAGACGCUACUCCCGUCAUAAAUUAUGACCUUUUAUACGCUAUCUCCAAGCUAGGGCCAGGGGAGAAGUAUGAACUGCAUGCAGCCACCGACACCACCCCCAGCGUGGUGGUCCACGUCUGUGAGAGCGAUCAGGAGAACGAGGAAGAAGACGAGAUGGAAAGAAUGAAGAGACCGAAGCCCAAAAUUAUCCAGACCAGGAGGCCAGAGUACACGCCCAUCCACUUAAGCUGAACAGGAGCCCGGACGAAGACGUGCUCCAAACCAUGCUCGCAAGAAGGCAUCUUUUACUGUGGAAGCAGCCGGUCACAGCUUUGGAGGCGGCAGCCGUGACCGCUGUGGCGGAAAUUCCAGUUCACGUUGCUCAGAAGAGAAUCGAGGCUUCGUCCCCUGGUUCUAACGCUGCGCCUCAGUCAGUGUUUGAGGCUCCUGGCCAGGCCCCGAGCCAAUCACUGAGCUUGGGGUGAUCGCACAAGGACAUCUGGGAGCAUCGCGGGAAAACCAAUAAUGAUAGUGUUUUGUACUUGUUCUCUUCUGGUAGGUUCUGUCUUGGCCAGGGGCAGAUUGAUCCGCGGGCCCCGGGGAGAGUCUUUGUGUUUAAUCAGUCUACAAGGUAGACGCACUCUCUCUCCUGGUGGGAAAAGGCGCCACGCGAAGCCACGAGGCGUCUGGUGCAGAAAGGUCGUGAAAGCAACUGUGCAACGUGGAAACUGUACCGUUUCAUUUCCCCCUUCAUGUUCUGAUGUUUGUGCAUGUGUAUUACUGAUUUCUCAGAACUAACCUUUGUUUGUAUGUAGAGUUGCGCCACUGCUGUUUUACAUCUUCUGGGGAGAUAAGAAGGCAUCUGUGAAGUCUGUCACCUUUGCAGAUUCGUGACUGUCUUUGCAAGGGCACCCACGGCGGGGUGGAGGGGAUUCUACCUGGAAUACACACACCAUUCCGCAUCCUGUCCGAUGCGACCAAUAACUUGUGUUUUUGCAAAAGAAGUCGAUCUGGAAUUCCUGUGUAGCGUUUCGCUUAUAAAAUUCAGAAAAUAGCACUUUCACUGCCAACUUCUAGUGGGUGAGAAAUUUUAGUUUAGAUGUUUUAGAUCAGGCAAUACAUAGGUUUCAUUUCUUUCUUUGACGUGGUGGUUUAUAUAACAUGAAUCAUAGCCAAAACCCUUUUCGGGGGGAAUAGUCAGUUGAGAUCAUUAAUUUUUUUACCCCCACUAAUACAUCAAGAUAAACUUGUAAAUAAAGCCGGUAGUAUAUAUUCACACCUGUUGUGCAUUUGGGUGAGACAUAUAUGGCCAGGGAAGACUAGGGUCAGAUGUGUUGACCUCCCCGUGAAUCGUAUGUUGUAGAAAAUGCCUUUCAGAUGUUUGAUGGGACUUGAAUUCAAAGCACGUGAAGUGGAUAGUGGAUAUAAGAAGGGUGCAGUGCCUUUCCCAUUAAUUCCUGGUGGAGUUGUCACACUAGGUUAACGUUUGUAAUUUUUUUCUAGUGUCCUGUGUAUGUGUAUGUCUGGUCGAUGGGUACUCCCUUUUGGCCUUACAAUAUUGUAACAAUGUUUGUCCUUUUGAAAUACCUAAUGCCAAGUAACAGUGCAUGCUUUAGAAAAGGGGAAGAGGGCUUUCUUUAAGAAGUAAAGGCGUUUGGCUGUUCCUAUCAAGAAACUGACUGAAUGGUCUCCAAACCCUGUUUACAGGACCUGGUGGGGUGUGGGGGACAAAUGAGCAAGAGAUGCUUGCAUAGUCGUUCAAGUGUUCGUAGUUCAGUGCUUUUAAACUGGAGAGGCUAACCACGAGAUAUUUUUUUUAACUGCAUUCUCUAAUAAAUCGACGCAAUAUGCUCUUUAUGGAAAA
Budorcas taxicolor (takin) is the source of this 2365-nucleotide messenger RNA. RefSeq names its product regulator of calcineurin 1 (gene RCAN1). The record is from RefSeq and is a predicted model, not a curated record. The coding region runs from base 1 to 753 and encodes 250 amino acids. Gene Ontology annotation, molecular function: calcium-dependent protein serine/threonine phosphatase regulator activity; nucleic acid binding. Gene Ontology annotation, biological process: calcium-mediated signaling. The transcript is spliced from 4 exons. Gene Ontology annotation, cellular component: nucleus; cytoplasm. NCBI's taxonomy places the organism in Eukaryota, Metazoa, Chordata, Mammalia, Artiodactyla, Bovidae.